Drosophila obscura is the source of this 4228-nucleotide messenger RNA. RefSeq lists its product as uncharacterized. Lineage: Eukaryota; Metazoa; Arthropoda; Insecta; Diptera; Drosophilidae. The record is from RefSeq and is a predicted model, not a curated record. The transcript is spliced from 3 exons. Bases 29 to 3955 code for a protein of 1308 amino acids.
GCAGCAGCAAGCACGAUACCCUCCUCCCAUGCAGCAGCAGGCACGAUAUCCUCCUCCCCUUCAGCAGCAACAGCAAGCGGCAUUCCCUCCUCCACAUUCGUACGCUCCGUAUCCUCAGGCUCAGGCGCCAUAUCCACAAAAUGCGAUGCAACCAUAUGCCAUGCCCUUUCCCGGCUAUCCGCAAUAUCUACCACCACCACCUCCACCACAUGCCGUGUACGCACAGCAGCAACAGCAAGCAAUGGCUAUGCCCAUGCCAAGACCCCCACCGCCAGUUAUCCCUGCCGCGGCACCACAAAGAUCAUCAACAGCAACCAGCGACCGAUCAUCGACCGGCACAUUCAUCCUGCGACAAAGUGACCAACAAUCGAAUCCAGUCAGUAGCGUUCACUUCUACGAUCACAACAAUAAGUAUCAUCGCACGUACGAGGCGCCCGUCCAGUCAGUGCAAUUAAAUGGCCCAGAUCCCAGACUACCGAGUGCCAUGGCCCAGGCGCUGGAUGAGAAUCAUCUGAGAGGACUGCGCGAACAAGAGCUGGACCAGCUCAGAAAAAAAUGCGAUAGGCGCGGUCAGAGGGCCCUGGAACGCGAACAAGUGAGACGGGACUGCGCGGAGUUGACCGAAAAGCUGGAGGCUUUGUCACAGCAGCAACCGAAUCUACUGCCCAGCGAUGCUAACUUUAUAGCCGGUCAUCGCUUUGCGGAUUUGGCUGCGCGACGGGAGCACAAAAUGAACGAGGCCAUGGAGGAGAUGUUGCUGCGUCCGGCCAUUGUUACCUGCCCUGAGGUUGGGGGCAAUACAGCAGCUGCCAGGCCCGGCAGGAGCAAGGUCACCGCACCCAAUGCCAUCAAUUUGGGCGAACGUCCAGAUAGAGGGGCGGGCUUUAAGGGCAGCUCAGAUAGCUGCUGCUCCAUGCUGCUCGACUAUGUGGACGAUCAGAGCAAGCAGCUGCGCUCGGAUCUCAGGGCAGAGGACGCCAACACCCCGAAAUCACUGAGAUUGAAGAACUUACUGGACCGCGUGGAACAGAUACGCACGCAAUUGAUGGAGGAAUUGAAGGCAGGCGAGCGACCCGACUCCCAUGCAGACAAGGACAAGGCGGUGCUAGACGCCAUACGGCAGGAGCGUGAGGAUAUACUGACCGAGAAGGCGCGCACCCUAAACGUACGGGAAACGGAACUGGAGCAAAAGGAAGCACUGCUCGAGCAGCGUCUGAAAAAGUUCUACAAAGAGCAAAAACAAAAGAAGAGCAGCGACAUCGAAGUCAAUUCCAAGAAUGGCGAUAAUCCAGUGAUCAUCAUUAAGGUCAACAGCGAUGGCACUGUCAAGCAGUGUAAGCCCAAGAACAAGUCGAAACCCACAGGAAGAUCUACGGCCAUAGAAAGCAUACCCACGGAGUCAGCGCCAACGGAACCCAAGGAUCAGCGUCAAAACUCCAUCGAUUCGAAUUCCACAGCCUACCGGAGUCUGCCACCGAUUAGCUAUAAGAAUCCGAUUGCCCCAGCGACUGCAACUGAGGGGCUGCCCACGCCAGUGGAUCCCUUGAUUGCCCACUAUAUACAGCGUCUGCUGGGCAUGACACGGCGCUCCAUGCAGGAGCUAAGUGCCAGCAGCUCGGAAGUGCCCACGCCCGAUCCAUCCAUAAUCAAUGUAUCCGCGAACAUAUCCAAAGAGGAGACUGUUGCCGAUAAGCUGCGCGUGGAGCCUGCACCUGCACCAGCACCUGAGGCUGAGACUGUGACUGACAGGCUGAGCGUGGAGCGUGAGGGUCAGACUGCAGCGGACAAGCUGCGCGUGGAGCGCGUGGAGCGCGUUCAAGCUUUCAUUCAGGACAAUCGCAGUUUCGUCGACGAGCUGGAGGACACAAUGCGCAGCCAGCAGCAACAGCAGCAGCAGCAGGACAAAGAGAGUAGCAUGCAGGCCUUUGAUCAGAUUUGGAACAAGCGUUUGGCCAACAAGGUGGUACCCGAUACAGCUCGCACGACAAAGGAGACGGCCAAAAGGCACAAAGAGCGCAGCCGUGAGCGGGUGCAGCCUCGUCCUAGCAGCAGCCGGUCAAGUUCAUCCAGAAAGUCUGCUACCCCAGCUGCCCCGGCCAAAAGAACAACCCCAUCUGCAGUGGAGAAGUCGGAUAAGCAGGCCCCUGACCAGGAGCCGGCCGAUCUGCAGAUUGAACGAUAUGCGCAACUCACCGAGAACUGCACGCACCGCAUUGCCGAGCUGACGGAACUGAUCACCAAAGUGCGCGAGGAGAAGCAGCGCUUGGUGGAGGUGACCUUGACAUCGGCCAGUGAUGGCGAGCGCCAAUCCACGGAAUACUUCGACCUGCCGCCCGGGCAAACGCAGCCGCAGCGGGACACCCAGCGGCAGCCCAGAUCUAGGACUCUCUCGGAGCGCAGCGACAACACAACGCCUUCUACCUCGGAGGCUCUUCCGCUCAUAAAACACAAGCCAAUGGGGGCCAGCCGAGACAGUGGUAUCUCCGAAUCGCGUCCCAUUACGGCUUUGGGGCAGGUAAAUGUCGAGCUAGAGCCGCCCUUAUCCACACAGAGCACCACACAGCGACGGGGUAGGGCACCACCGGCCACCAUACGCCGCUAUAGCCCCCAACUGGAUGCGGAGGAUCUGGCCCACGAACUGUCCACCAUAGCGGAGGUGGAGACGCCCGGCCAGUCGCAUAUAGUGGCUGCCACGCCAGUGCCAAAGCCGUUUCCCAACUUCGAUGAUUAUGCACGAGAACUGCGGCUGGAUCUGUCCCACCUGGAUGCCGAUCAAAGCCAGAAGCUGCAAAGGGAUUUCGAUGAGCUUGUGCAGGCCAUCAAUAAGCGUUGCGGUGGCCUCAACUAUCGCGAGUUUCCCAGCAUAAGUGCAUACCUGCACAACGUGACGACCACACGGCUGCAUGUGGAGGUGACGGACCAAGGCACAGUGACGACAGGAGAGCUCAUGCGGCAGUUGCGGCUGGACAGUGUGCCCAUCGAGGACUUUCCCGAUCGUCGGGAAUACAUGCAAAAGUUGCUCGACAAUGUGCCGGCCGAUCAAAGGGAACUGAUUGAUUCUGCGAGCCUCGAGAAUGAUUCAUCGGAUUCGUUUAAUGUGGAAAAGGAACUGCGGCAACGUCGCAUCGUCAGGCGCUCGAAUGGCGCCACAGAAGUCAUCACCAGCCAGGAAGUGGCCAGCAGUACGCGCAGAGAAAGCGUGCCACCCGACUCGACGGAACCGCCCAAUGAGAGCGGCAUUGAUCAGCUCACUGGCAGCAGUUUGUCCCGAGAACUGGACCGGGAACUGCAGCGCAUCGGCGUGCAGUGGCCCAGCACGAGGCGUCAGCGGCAGGCAGAGCCUGCCUCCUGCAGCAGCAGCAGCUCCAGCUCGCCACGCUCACACAGAAGCCGCCUCCGAGGCGGUCAGAGUCACACCUCGGCAAGAAAGUCGACACACACAACGUCCGAACGAUCCGCCCAGGAUGUCAGCCAAAUUGGACGCUCCCUAAACCUGCGCGAGUUUCUCACACGGGAACUGCUCAAGCAUCAUGUGGGACUGGUGGACAGCUCGGAUGAUUCCCUGAAGAGUAGUUUUCUUCAUUCCAUCAUCGAUUCGCAUUCAAGCUCACGGCCGAGCCCCAGCCCAGGCCAUGGCACAGGGGCCACCAAUGACCGACAAAAGACCUCGACUCCCAGGGGCUCCUUCCUGACGGUGCAGGAAAAAUCGGGUGGCUCGUGCUUGCAAACGCCACAGGAAACGCCUCGCCUGCUGCCCUCCGGCUCGAACUCGCAACUAUUUUCGGGCGAGAGUCGCAUUUCACUGAUCAAUUAUCCGGAUGGCACACCGCCUGUGCCCUUCGGCUCGCAGCAUCAGCAGAGCGCCAGGGCGACAUCCUCCACAGAUCUUACACAGAUAUCGACUAGGAAAUCGGAAACCAAACGGAAACCAAGCUCCAAAUCACCACGAAAAUGAUUCAGCAUAGCUCCCCUACGGGUAAUUGUAACCCAAACGGAAACUUAGCUCCAGAUCACCAAGAAAUGGAUUUUUAAUGGAUCCUCCACAGCUCCUACACAGAGAAGAGCUGGCAAAUCGGAAGCCAAACAGAAAUCAGCCUCCAGAUCACCACAAAAGCUUUUUUAUGUGUCCUCUAGGAAUGAAUUUUAUGCAUUUAGCUCAAGGGAUUUUAAUUUUUAGCAACAAAUUUUGUAUGACAAUUAUUUAUAUUUUUAAUAAACUGCAAUUAUU